Messenger RNA from Drosophila persimilis, 685 nucleotides. RefSeq lists its product as uncharacterized. The transcript has a single exon. The record is from RefSeq and is a predicted model, not a curated record. NCBI's taxonomy places the organism in Eukaryota, Metazoa, Arthropoda, Insecta, Diptera, Drosophilidae. Bases 35 to 610 code for a protein of 191 amino acids.
UCCAAAUUCUUCAUUUGCUUUUCAUUGCCUGACGAUGACUAAGUGUACCACGAACAAGUGCCAUUGUAAGAGUUACAGGGACAGGGUUCAGGACCGCUUCUACGACUGUAUUAGCGAUACUGAGUGUGAGGAUAAUAGUGUCUCUGGUGGGGACGUUUGCAAGGUGGUCAGCAGUCUGAAGGAUCCUGGCCAGAUGCGUGCCGUCUUGGAGCGGGCCCUUUACGCCACCCAGAACCUACUCCGUUGCUAUGGCUCGGCCGUGGCACCCGCUGGCCGCAAUCCUCCCCCCCACGAGCUGAACUACUAUCCAGCCACGCUGGAGGUAUCUGUCACUCUCAAAACGGAGGAGACCUGCAUCUGCCCCAAGAAUCGCCAGUACAGUCUGCGCGGCGAUCCGGUGACUCUCAAGCUCCCAAUCAAACUGAAUCCCGACAGCGGUCAAGUGAAGAUGAACAUCUACCAGCCCAGACCUGGGGUGGCCAGUGGUUGUCGUCGAUGUGGUGCCGGCGCUCCUGGCGCUGCCGGAGACAGGUACAAGGCCAAGAGCAGGAAGUCUUCCUCCUCCAUACGGAAGGUGCGCUGGUUCAAGCAUGAACACACCGAAAACUAAGCGAAGAAAGCAGAAGAAAUUGAAUAUUUUCCCCAUUUGCCGUUGAAUGUUUGAAGUAGAUUGAUUAUAUAAAAA